Messenger RNA from Amphiprion ocellaris (clown anemonefish), 5057 nucleotides. Its product is annotated as transmembrane protein 132C. The record is from RefSeq and is a predicted model, not a curated record. Lineage: Eukaryota; Metazoa; Chordata; Actinopteri; Pomacentridae. The transcript is spliced from 9 exons. Bases 1130 to 4384 code for a protein of 1084 amino acids.
UGUGUCUUUGAUUUAACGGGGGAAAAGGCUCUCUGGCAGUCUUGUUGUGGCGUGAGCAGUUCUCAGAAGAAAAUGCCUUUGGGCUUAAUGUGAAUAUAGUUGGUUAAAAGUGAGUGUUUGAUGAAAAUAUCAGAGCAUAUCCUGACAUCAGUGAGGUCUGAUGCCAACUGCCUCCCGAAGUGUGCCAGUGGCAGUUACUGUCAUUGCUACAGGCUUUCUACCCCUCUGCUUCUCUCGACGCGCAUUGGACGGACAGACAAUGCGUAAGCUCCACUGAAACUGCAGCCCCGUAGUACAUAAACACAGAAAGAUCGGAGCCGGAAACCGGACCUUCGCAGAAUAUGUGAACCACCUGGUGCUCAUCUAAUUAGAAGUGGCAGCUGAACACUUGGCUGCGCGCACAGAGCUCUGCGCGCUCCGCUGUGGCUGCUGCUGCCGCGUUCCUCUGGAGUUGCGCUCAGGACUUCACGGAGCGAUAAGGUUUCCAGGGUGUCGAUGUACAUGCUUGACCUUCCUUGUUGACUUGAACUUUUCUACUUUUUCUGCGUUUCGUCAUACAUGAUGCCGGGCGGGAAGUGCUUCCGUUCGUCCCAAGGUGUCGGACUUUACGCACUACACAGCAGCCAACUUCAGGAACCUGGUGAUGCAGCAGAUACAGAGCAGGCAAACUGAAUAACUGAGGAGAGAGGAUUGAGACUGUUUUCAAUUUGGUUAUUUUUUUCUUUUUGUUGUUUUUGGAUGAAAUUGAUUUAGUUUUCAUUGGGAACCGCUGUAUCACAACAGUGCUUUUACGCAUUUUACGACUCAUCCAAGCGUCUAAUCACCAAAAAUGCUGGAAAGAGUGAUGCAAAGCUGCGCGCAAGUUCCUUCGCUGCAAUUCUCGAAUUUUCGCUACAAAAACAAGUAGAUUAGACCUUUAUGAAAGAGGCUUUUAAAACUGUUCACUGGAACUAUGACUGUUCAGCAUUUUGCAAAUCUCUGGAUGAGGCAUGGCAUUUUCACCAGAAGAGAUGCGUUUUGAUUUUUCAUUAACGAUGCUGCAUGUAGGAUUUUUUUCUUUGAACUGGGAAGUUUUGGCUUGAAUACUCAUUUUGAAGGAUUUCUUGUUUUUCUGACAGCUCCAAGAAACAUGUUGCAUAUCCUUGUGCUUCAGUCGGUGGCGUUACUUCUGGGAGCCGACUGUCGAGUCUUAGAGGGAUUGCAGCGAUAUUCCGCCUUCCCCACAUACCUGCCUGUCAACUAUCAACUGCUCAACGUGGAUUUGGCAUUUUUCCUGAAGGAAGCCAACCAGGACUUCAUGAGGAACUCUAGCCUGAUGUCACGAACUGAGGCCUUCUUCAUCUACCAGGCCAGAAGUUUGCCCUCUGUGAACACUAGCUAUGGGCCUCUCUCUGUGGAGCAGCCUGUCCCAUUAGAGCUCCUACAGAGCCCAGGGACAUUUCCUGCCUCUUCUGUUUUUACCUUCAACUGGAAGGUGCAGACCUUUAUCAUGAACACCCGGAUUCACUUGGCCAAGCCUAAAGUCCAGGUGCUGUUUUAUGUUGCAGGCAGAGACUGGGAUGACUACAGUGCCAUCGACAAGCUGCCAUGUGUGCAUAUGUUUGCUUUCCAUGAAACCCAGGAGGUACGUGGCGCUUGCCAGCUGAGGGGGGAACUAGGGUUGUGUGUGGCGGAGUUGCAGCCGCUUGGCAGCUGGUUCAGUCCCCCUAGCGUAGUGCCAGGACGCCAGAGGAACCUCGAAGUGUCCGAGGGGACCCCGGUGGAGCUCUACUACGUGCUGCAGUCCACGGAGGCAGGAGAGUGCCACUCAGAGGAGUCCAGGAAGGACAACUUCAUCCGCUCAAGUCAGGAAGGGCUGUUUGGUUCCUACACUUCAACUCCACUGAGGAGGAUUGGAGGUGUGAGGCUCUACCAGAACCCUACUGAGCCCCCUCUAGCUGAACACAGACUGGAUAAUAACUUCAUGGUCAUGGUGCCAGCCACACCCACAAGACAGAGGGAAACUGUGUCUGCUUUUAUCACGGUGUCGCCAUACUCUCCUGUGGAGAUGUUUACUCUACGAGUGAAGUUGAAAGAAGGAGUGACAUUUCUCGGGGCUCGUCCCAGCAACCCCACUCAGUGGAUAGUUAGCCAGGACGUGAGGAGUGAAGGCCACCGAGUGGUGACGCUUCACUGCCGCAAGAAGGAGUCCAGCUACGAUCAGCAAAGGUCUGAGAUGGGAGUUCAGAGGGUGCUCCAGGUGGAUCUGAAAAUGGAAAGCUUCCCAGAGCCGACGGGCAGCCGCUGGAUGGCCUGGCAGGUGGAGUACCCGGCCAGCCGUGCUGCCUCACAAGAGGUGGAGACGGAGAUCCGCCUGGCACAGGAGGACCUGGCGGGCAUCGUGCCCCUGGCUAUGGACUCUGAGAUUUUGAACACGGCCGUCCUGACUGGAAAGACAGUGGCUGUCCCAGUGAAGGUGGUGACCAUUGGAAUAGAUGCCUCUGUUACCGACGUCUCCGAAGCAGUGAAGUGUCGCUCGACAGACGAAGAUGUGGUCAAGGUGUCUGACAGGUGCGACUAUGUUUUUGUGAAUGGCAAGGAGAUGAAGGGCAAGGUGAAGAUGAUGGUGAACUUCACCUAUGGAUACCUCAGUGCUCAGCUGGAGCUCAACGUGUGGAUCCCUCGUCUCCCCCUCCAGAUUGAGGUGUCAGACACUGAGCUGAGCCAGAUCAAAGGAUGGAGGGUGCCCAUCGUGGCCACCAGUCAGAGGUCCACAAGAGACAGCGAGGACGAGGAUGAUGACGACAGACGAGGACGCAGCUGCACUCUGCAGUACCAGCACGCCAUGAUCAAAGUCCUGACCCAUUUUGUAGCCGAGUCGGCGGAUCCUCGAGGCCAGACCAGCUACAUGCUAGGCACGGACUGGCAGGUGGAUAUUACAGAGCUGGUGUGGGAUUUCCUCAAGGUAGAGAGACCCCAGAUUGCACAGCUGCUGGACAGGAGGAUUCUGGUGGGACUCGACGUGGGGAUGACCACUAUCCAGGUGCUGUCUCCGCUGUCAGACUCCAUCCUGGCAGAAAAGACCAUCACAGUGACAGAUGACAAAGUGACCAUCGCAGACCUGUGGGUCCAGCUGGUGACAGGCCUCUCCAUGAACCUGCAGCUCAGUCCGGGAAGCAACAGGGCCAUUCUAGCUACGACCAACACACAGGAGGUUCUGCAGAGCCCCAAACAGGAGGCCCUGAUCAGCGCCUGGCUACAGUUCAGUGACGGCUCCGUGGCUCCGUUAGACCUCUACAAUUCGGACUUUUUCAUCCUGACAGCCACGUCCCUAGAUAAGGAAGUGGUGACAGUGAAACAGGACCCCUCGUGGAAAUGGCCUGUCAUUGUGACGGAGGCGGAGGGUCAAGGCCUGCUGGUCAGGGUGGAAAUGACCGUUUGUGAGGUCUGCCAGAAGUUCAAGCGCCGCAGCAUCCUAGCAGCGGGGAACUGUAACGUCAGGGUGAGGUUCGGUCACGGUGACAGCUCAAGGGGAGGGAGUAGCGACUACGGACCCGACGGAGAUGAUAUGGAGAACAGAGGCAGACUGUCCUCCUCCCAGGACAGGACCGGCCUUGACACACACUACUAUGGCAGCUCCAUCUCUGACAUGGAGGAUGGGGUGUUGAGGAGAACCACCACUACUAGAAGCGCAAUAAUGCGGCGACCCAAUGGGGAUAAACUCUCAGAUGAUGGAGGCCAGAACAUGCCAAUUGACUUUGCCGACUUCCCUGCACAAGUAGACCUGCCCCGUGGUCGCAACAUGGACGAUGACCUCGUUCAGACGGCUCGUGGGCUCACAGACCUGGAGAUCGGCAUGUACGCCCUGCUGGGGGUCUUCUGCCUCGCCAUCCUGGUGUUUCUUAUCAACUGCAUUUCCUACACCCUUAAAUACCGCCACAAGGAGCUCUCCAUUGAGGGCCAGGAGAACAUGAACCACGCCCACGACUGGGUGUGGCUGGGGAACGAAACAGAACUGCUGGAGAGCCAAAUCAGCCUUUCGCCCCAGCAGGAGGAACACACCUCCAUGAUGGACUCGAGCAGCGGCCUUGAGGAGGGCAGCCACUUGCUGAACGGAGGCUCUGCCCAGAAGAACGUGCAGAGCCAAGUGCACCGAGCGGCGGACACAGGCGGCAUAAGCAAGGACAGCAAAGGAGACUCCCCCACCACCAAGAGGAAGCGAGUCAAGUUCACCACAUUCACCACCAUCCUCUCAGACAAUAGCUACCCCACUGUUAACACACUGACUGGAGGCCACAGCCAGGACAUUAAGUGGGUGUGCCAAGACGUGCAGCUGGGAGACUCCAAGGAGUUACGUAAUUACAUGGAAAGGUUAAACGACAGUGCUUUAAAAGAGGUGGCAUAAUGUCCUGUGCGCACUUGUAACAAACUCACCCUUAUGCCUUCCAGAGGAAAGUGGGUCUCAACAGAAAGCGGACCCAUAGUUGGUGAAAGAGAACAUUUACGUCAGAAUCACCCCAAACUGCCAAAGGGUCAUUAAAUUUAUGACGACUGUCAUAAUUCCACAAGUGACUGAUGAUAAAUCAUGACGGGGAAAAAAAAAAAGGAGGACGAGAGGUGUUUUUGUUUUCAUUUGUUUAUCAGAUGAUUACCUUUUUAUCAUCCUUUUAUUAUUACAGGGUUUACUGUCAAGUAAUGAUCCCAGGAUUGAUCUGCAGUGUUGAGGACCUGUGAUAUUCGGACAACAGACAGAUUUCAAAACGAACAGUAACGUGGCUAGAUAGGUGUUCUGAAUGUGUGUGCACAUUAAAUGGCUUUGGAGGUUUUGUAUCAGUUUUGGAUAUUAAUUUCUUACGUCAGAUCCAUAUUCUGUGCAAGAGUUAUGGAAAGGCCAAAGCAAGCCAAGAGAAAUUUCUGCAUGUCGUUGGAAAAAAAAGGCACAACUUUCCAGUUCAUUCUCAUUCUCCUUAGCAAGGCAGAAGACCUGUUAUGUAUAUACUGAACAGUCUCCAAAGCAUUGUAUUGUUGCUCUGUAUAUUGUAUUUUCAUAACAUUUAAGGAAUACACAACAAUCUCAA